Molecule: messenger RNA, 3371 nt
Organism: Lineus longissimus
Lineage: Eukaryota; Metazoa; Nemertea; Pilidiophora; Heteronemertea; Lineidae
Product: serine/threonine-protein phosphatase 6 regulatory ankyrin repeat subunit B-like
Exons: 2
Coding region: 69-1085 (338 amino acids)
Cellular component (GO): nucleus; cytoplasm
Molecular function (GO): protein binding
Source: RefSeq, a predicted model, not a curated record
GAAGUGUGUGACCAAAAUUGGUAGAGGGAGAAGUCGACUACUUCCUUGUUGCAAUGGCGGUACACUAGAUGACUCCGAGAGGGGAGGACUGGACAGAACUUGAUGACGGGAGACGACACGCUCCAAGAAUGUUCUCCAAGGCUUCACUUGAGAAGAAACUCCGACAGGCUGCCGAAUCGGGACAGACAGUCCGGGUGACUUUCCUCAACUUCAUGGUCAGAGAUCUGAACGCGAAGGACGACGCCGGGCACUCUGCUCUGUGGCUGGCGGCGGCGAACGGGAAAACUGGGGCAGUCAGAGCUCUCGUGAGGAAGAAAGCGGACAUGCACACCAUGGAUGGGAAGAGAUGGACACCAAUGUUUGCCGCGGCUGUGAAUAGCCAUAGUGGUGUCGUGAAGGUGUUGGCUAAAGCUGGUGUGCGCCCUGACUGGUUCUACCCAGAGGAGGCCUCGGCUCUUCAAUACGCUUUAUCUGCGGGGAAUAACACCGUGAUUGAGGUCCUGAUAAGAGGCGGUGUGAAUCCAGACCAGCAGCACGGGGACACUAAAAACUCUCCACUGAAUUGGGCUGCUAUCAACGGGCACAAAGACAUACUUGAGAUAUUCCUUAACGGAGGUGCUGAUCUAGAGAAUAAGAACAAACACGGCAACACCCCGCUCCACUCUGGGGUCAUCCGUGGACAGGAAGAAAUCGUGAAGAUUCUACUCGAGCGUGGGGCAAAUGUUGAAAAUGAGAACUUCUACGGGAACACUCCACUCCACAGCGCCGCGUUUCACGGCAAGAAGGACUUAGCGGAGCUCCUGAUACGAUCGGGCGCUAAUGUACAGAGCAAGAACGUCAAUGGCUUGACUCCACUCUGCUCUGCUGCGACGAAUGGUCACAGAGAAGUCGUGGAGUCGCUCAUAGGAGCAGGCGCGGACAUUCAGACUAGGGAUCUUUGGGGAAGCUCGCCAUUGUCUUUCGCUCGUUACGGAGAUCAUGAGGGCAUCGUGGACCUACUGAGGAAGAGUGGAGCUGGAGAAGACAUUCCGGAUGAAGAUUCCGGUGAAGCUGAAAAAGACAUUCAGAAUGAAGAUUCAGACUAAAGACUGGGAAUUUACGAGAUACCUUUCCCAUUGGGAUGAUAAUUCACAAUCAUACAUGUACAGUACUCAUGUAAGAUGUCCACUGCACCACAGUGUACACGAUUUCAGCCGGAUAUCGUUUUUAUAAUAGCAACUGCCCGGUAAUCUCGCGUAUGCCUGCACAAUAGCGUUCUGGCAAUAUAUGAUCCGCCGAAUCACCGUUGACCGACCACCAAUCAUUGUGUUGGAUGAUAAUUAAAGGGAUUGUAAUAAAUGUAGUCUGACGUCACACAAUAACAUAUAAUUGUAACAAAACUGAACCCAUCUCUAGCUGUUUAAUUUCAACAUGAUCUUUCAAUGAAUUCUGAAUCAACAGCAUGUCGCGAUCUACCGCCAUUCAUGAAUCGACAGACAAUGGUUUCAACCAUCGACGGACUGGUCCAUGCUUUGCGGGUAUACCAGGUCCUUGCGGCACGCGCACAUCAACAGCAACUCCCGCCUGAACCUCCUCCCCGCGAUGACGUACAGGAUGAAGUUCGUGCUGUGGUUAAUCCCGACAAGGAUGUCCGUAAUCGCGAACGCCAUGAUAAGUUUUGCCGUGCUAUGCUCAUCCUUCGCCCAGAAAUUCGCGGCUACGUAAAUGCCAAUGGCGGGGGUGACCAUGAACAUGAACAUGAGUGAGAUGGCCAACAACAUGGCCGUCAUACUGUUCGGUUUAAUUUUCCCGCCACUGUCGCCAGGCGUCUUAGAAUUCGUCUGCCGGAUUUUCGACAUUUUCCGCAACUUCCAAAUUAUUGUAAUAUUACAACAGAAUAUGACACCCAUUGGUAUGAGCGCGUAAAAAGUAAUCCCAAUCCACGGGCGGAUGUAUGUUUCGAAAUGUGAGUGAUCAGGCAAGUACCAACAAGAUGCGCUGACUGUUGCGUUACUUCCCGCUGAUGACGUCACAUUUGCGUUGACGUCUGCUGGCGUAUAAGAAAUCCCUCGCGUGUACCACAAAUGAACAUUUUUCACAAUGGCGACAACUAUGAUUAAAAAGACCACAAUGCAGGAACGCACAACCGUACAAAGAUGCUUCGCCUUCAAAGGCAACACAACGGCAAUAAACCGGUCAACAGUUGUCGCGGCUAAAAUCCAAACGGCAACAUCACCGAAUCCGAACAGGAAAAACACAUUCAUUUUGCACACCCAAUCGUAUGUCGUCUCUGCAUCGGGGAAUGCAACUUUUGGCAGAAAUACUGCGUAUACGGUGCCCGCGUCUGCGACGGCCAUCGCUGUGAGGUAAACACUGGUCGGGGAUCCUCUCAUCGACUUCCUCUGCAUGAGGAUAAUGGUCAGGAGACUCCCGAUGGUGCACAGAGGCAGAAAGAUCCACGAGAAGAUUUCGUAGAUUCUCGCUGCGAGUUGGUACUCGUGGUAAGACGACAGCGCCAUGUUACUCCUAAAAAACGAAUGAGACAAGUCAAUUUAUGACAAUUACUUUGCAGCGACUCUAAAGAUGGCGCACAUGGAGUAAUCGACGGCGACCGUCGGGUGACAAAAAUUGAACGAGAUCGUUUAUACGGGCGAUCCUCGUUCCCGGCAAGUUCCCGCAAGUUGGUAAUGAGCUUCAUGUCAUCAAAAAUGAUGGAGGCCUUACGUCAUCUUUCUUUGGGGUUAAUUGUGCCAGAGUCUUUCUAUUUGAAAGACUCUGAUUGAGCUUUAUGGGAAGAUGCCAGGAGUUUGUGGAUCUGGAAACAGUCGAAAGUGGCGGUAUGCCGGAACGUGGCUUUUAUUAUCAUUGCCGGGUUUGUAUGGCCAGGAAUAACUCAUCGGACUGUCAUGGGAGGCGUCUGCAAACAUACGGUCAAUGUUAGCUUGUCAGUGUUGAUCUCAGACCAACAAUCAAUUAUUCUGUGAAAUAAGUGCUUGGUAAUUCUAAAUGCAGUGGCAACGAUCAAAAGAGACAAGCGCUGUUUGUGUGAUUUGAUCGUAGGUCCGGAAAUUAAAUAGAAAUGCAUUAUACAUAGUCAUACACAAUGCCGCAGUGUGCAGUAACUGUUAUCAUGAAUACCACUUAGCUGAAACUUGGUGUAUAUAGCAUAUGUAUAUUUGUCUUCACAACUGCAAUGUUGACAUUUAUAAGCACUAAUUCGUAAUUGCGCAUUGGAAACUUACAAAUUCAACUACAAAGUAUAUAAUUUCUUUUAAGGAACUGCGUUAGCCUUUACUUCAGGUUUCAAUGGCAGUCCAAAAGUGCAUUGGUAUAUUUACAUCAUGAUAUCAGUACACCUAUUGUUUUGCGUGUCAAAUCAGGACCAAUAUAAA